GAAAGCUUCAUAACACCUAUAAAAGGGCGAAAGCAGACGAAGCCACAUAGCAGUAUGGCAGCACUUGGAGAACAGUUUAUCAUCACAGCUUUAUGGUUGUGCUCGAUGUUUGCGACUUCACAACAAGCACAGUGCGACAAUCACGAUGACUACUUAAUUGAUUCUACCGGCAGAGACAUCAUCUUAGAAAUCCACAAUCAGAAAAGGGAGUCCACAGCUAAGGCUGGAUACAAAAAUGGUGUUAACACCUUCAACAUAAGAUAUGCAAAGAACAUGCUGGAAAUGAAAUACGAUUGUGAUUUGGAAACCAGUGCACACCAGAUUGCCUCCGCAUGCCCUCAGACAGAAACUUCCCAAACAUCACUUACGGAUGAGGGUGAAAACUAA
Messenger RNA from Cylicocyclus nassatus, 387 nucleotides. NCBI's taxonomy places the organism in Eukaryota, Metazoa, Nematoda, Chromadorea, Rhabditida, Strongylidae. The record is from the annotation of a GenBank genome assembly.